AUGAAUCCGAUCAGAAAAUCCCACGAAUUCCACCAUUGCAUCCGAGGUCCCCGUGAGGAUGUGGGCCAUCCAGACCCCUGCGAGGAACGAGCGCAGGGAUACCAUGGCAGCAGCCGGGAUGAUAAGGAGUUUCGUGACUUCAGCCAGAAGGGCAUCCUUUCGGGCGAUCAGAGCGUGAACCCACUGGCCCACAACUGGAAUCGGGUCAUGGUCCGCAACUGCGAUGGCACGCUCUUCCUCAGCGAUGCCGAGCUGCCGGUGCGCGGCGGCCGGCCCUUGCAGUUGCGGGGCCGGCGGAAUGCCAUGCUGGCCAUCCACCAGCUCUUGUCUUCCGGCCUGGCCGAUGCCUCGGAGCUGCUCCUGGGCGGCUGCUCGGCGGGCGCCGUGGCGGCACCCCUUCUGGGGGACUACGUGGCCCAAACCGUGCGCCGCGCCGCGGCCCAACGAGGGGGCAAUGUUUUCGUGGCCAUCCUCUCUGACAGCGGCUUCUUUGUGGAUUGGAGCAGCUUGUCCCGGGCGCCCCCAGGCGUUUUGAGUUUCCCUCAGCUUCAAUGGCUCUUCGAGGUGGGGAAUGUUUCGGAGGCGCUCCCAGAGGAGUGCCUGAAAGCUGGAGAGUCCUGGCGUUGCAUGUUGCUCUCCAGCGCCGUGCCAUAUGUCAAGACGCCCAGUUUCUUCCUCCAAAGCACCGUUGACUCCUGGCAAUUGCGCAGCCUUGAGCCCUCAUCGCUCGAGGCUUUGCAGGACCAGCUGCGCCCGGCGCUGCUCCGCAGCCUCAACGCUGGCCGUGGCCGUGGCCAUGGCGGCGCGGUGGAUCACUGCGUGCAUCACUGCGAGGCGUGGGGCGAGAUCACCUGGGGAAGCAUCAGUAACCGUGAUGCCUUUGAAGGAUGGUACCGGAAGCGGUUGCAGCAAUGGCACAGCAGCGGUUUCAAUGCUAGCGUCUUCGACACUGCAGGGGAACACUGGCCUCUACUCCACCUAGGAAGAGCUGGGCCGUCACAGUGCUACCCUGGACAGGAGGAACAUCUACGAUGGCACCAGAACUUGACACUGGCUCUGGAAAAAUGCGACAUGGGUAGAUCAUGGGAUAUUUUUGUUGGGAAUCUCUUGGGAAAAACAUUGGGGGACAUAUUGGACAAUAACUUUAGCGGCUAA
Messenger RNA from Cladocopium goreaui, 1155 nucleotides. Lineage: Eukaryota; Dinophyceae; Suessiales; Symbiodiniaceae. The record is from the annotation of a GenBank genome assembly.